Messenger RNA from Caenorhabditis angaria, 2744 nucleotides. The record is from the annotation of a GenBank genome assembly. Lineage: Eukaryota; Metazoa; Nematoda; Chromadorea; Rhabditida; Rhabditidae.
AUGGAAAGAUUGAUAUUUUUGAUUGGCAGUGUGUUGGCGAUUUGUGAUACGAUUAUUGACAGCGAAAAAACGGAAUUUUCAAUAAAACUAAAAGUCGGAUGUGAUAAUUUGGUGGGUUGUGAAGUUUUUAUUUGGGCUUUAAAAACCUGAACUCAACUUAUUCUCUUUUCCUCUCCUUUUCAUUCCUAAUUUUUCUUCUCCUAAUCCAACCAUUAUUCCAGAUUCCCAUUAAAACUAACAAAUCCAUUCAACUUAAUCUUCCAUGUGGUGCCUUCUACACAAUCUACCUUCAAAUCCCGAACCACGAAAUAUACCAUUCGGAUGUCAUACCUCACUGUGACCGACAGAGUCCCCAAAAAGUUACAUGGCAGGGUCCAAUAAGCACUGGACUUAAAAUAAAAACUGAUACUGAGAAACUAAUUGAUGUCAAGAUUUUGGAAUCAACAGAAAGUGUUUGUGGAUUUCCAUAUGCUAUUUUAAACUCGGAGAACACUGUCAUUCAGGAGGAUGUUAUUUUUAAUACCGCACAAGAGUGUGUAUUUCGAUUGGUUCCUGGGAAAAUCGAAGGUGUUGAUCAGGUGGAGCUGAAUUUCAAUGAUUAUAAUGAUUUGUUAUAUGAAGCCCGGAUUUAUAGUGAUAAAGACGACUAUAUUCCUACAAAAUAUGAUUAUGAACAUAUUUUCGAUCUACAGGAAUUCGAUAUAAAAUUGAAAAAAUACUCCGAGCCCCCAAAGAUCACUGCAAUCCUACAUAAAAAUCGUUAGUUCCAUUAUUACACGUUCAAAAAAUCCCUGACGUUUCAGCUUGUGCGGACUUUCGCAAACUCACAUUGUCUCGAGAAAUUGUCACAAUAUCCAUUAAAAUGCCAGAAUUCGCAAUGGAUUGCGGUUCGGCUGCUAUUUUCCUGGCUGAAUAUAGUGUAGAGUUUCCGGAUUUAUGGGUGAAUGAAAUUAUUUUAUUAGAACAUAAUUUUGACUUGGAUGAUCGGGAGAGUAUAAAAGUCAAGGAUUUCUCAAAUUCGACGAUGGACAUUUUAGAGUUAGUUCAGAGGAGAAUUGUUAUUGUAAAAAGUAUUUUCAAAACCGAAUCGGAAAUAAUUUUUCUAAUAAUUUUCUCCGUUUUCCAGCAAGACACAUUGGAUGCGAAAAAUGGCACUAAAACCAAAAACCGGUGGACUUAUUAUAACUCUCAACAAUCUUCAAAAUUAUCACCUAACUUUUACCAGAUAUUCAAUCCCCACUCAUUGCACCUGUCCUAGUUAUAACUCUAUGAUAUAUGACAAAAAUCAAAAUGUUCCACUGCCCUUCAAAGACUGUGCUCAUAUUUUUUGCCAUUGGCGCAUUGAAAAUCCGAAAAUGGCGACGAUAAAUAUGCGAUUGAAAAGGAAUGGAAUCAGUGGAGGGAUUUUUGAAGUGAAUGAUGGAACGGGAAAUAUUUUGCAGCAUUCUGGAUCUGAUGUUUUCAACUUGGCGGCCAAAGAGAAAUUCAUGGAAGUGUCUUUUAUUAGUCAUCUAGGGAAGAAGGAGAAUCUCAUAAUUAUUGAAAAUGAUUUUAUUUUCACGUUGAGUAAGUCUUUCUUCAUGAUGAGCAAAUGAGCCACGUGGAACACUUUAAAGGGGAGGGGUAAGACGACAAAAUUUUUUUGCUCAAAGAAUCGGGCCCUCUUUGAAUAGUAAAAGCCCCAGGGGAUUUUUUCUCGAAAGGCCUAAAAAGGUCCGAAAAAAAUAUUCCAUGAACUUUUUUCAACGUAUAUACGUUGUCCGAAAGUUUAUGGAAUAAUUUCAACGUAUACCUAGUUUAUGGAACAUUUUUUCUGGACGUUUCCAGAAAAAAUCCCUUGGAGGUUUUACUACUUUUGGGGUGCCUUUAACUUUGCGACAAAAAAAUUUUGUCGUCUUACCCCCCCCUUUAAUCUGAAGUUUCCUGAGCGUGUCUUAAAAUAUGUUUCUAGACUGUGACUGCCCAAACCAUUCGAAGACCUUCCUUCCCUUUCACAACGAAAUCACCCUAACCAGUGUCAAUUAUCCAGAACCUUAUUGUCUAAAUAUGACAUGCACAAUGCAUUUUGAAACUGUUGAAAAGUAACUCGUAUCUUCCUUAGCUUCUGAAUGAAAUAUAUAAUUUUCAGUGCUACUCUAAUGUUCUAUAUCAAUAAUUUGGAACUAGAUGACAAUGACGAAUUGAGAAUUUAUGAUGAUGAAUUUGAAGAAAAUUUAAUUGAAAUUCUAUCAAGAAAACAUCACGGAAUCUCGUAUUCAAGUUCGGGAAAUAAUGCAUUAAUGAUUUUUGAAUCAGAUGAUGAUGUGACAGUUUAUGAUGUUGGAUAUAAUAUUACUGUGCGGUCUGAGGGGCCUGGAACUACAACAUCUAUAUCCACAUCGACUGUUUCUACCAAAUCUAUGAGUUCCAUUGCAGUUUCAACUUCAACUCUAGCUUCAACAUCUACAUUGGAAUAUAAAUCUACAUCGACAUCUACAACUUCCGUCAGCACUGCUGAAGUUCUAACUUCUACACCACCUAUAACAUCUACAAGCCAUCAAGUUGCUAAAAACAAUCAUAUUAUUAUCAUCUUCGGCUUCCUAUUACUGAUUAUUAGUGGAUUUUUAGCAUUCUUCAUUUUUAAAAUAUAUAAGAAAUUAUCCAGGCCUAGAGGGAUUUAGUGAGUUUUUCUUGAGAACUGCAUAAUAACAGUAAUUUUCAGCCAACCAAGUUAUAUGGAUAUGCAGGACACUAGAAUGCUAUAA